GAUUAAGAGAGCGAAGUUCCUCCUCCACAUUUUGUUUUUGUGGCUUUUGUAUUUUUUUAUAACUAAAAAACGAUAUAAACUACAUGUUAUGAUACGUAUUAAACCAAUUUAAAUAGUGAUACGUGAAAGUGAAAAUUUAUUUGAAAUAUUAUAAUGAUAAGUGUAUUCUAAUUAAUAAUAUUGAUAUAUGUAAGGUUGUUCAUAACCUCAAAUAGGCCACAAUGUUUCAAGGGUGCAAGUCUCUGUGUCUUGCUACUUUUCGAUCACAGCCACAAUUAAAUACAAAGUGUAUAAGUUCAUUAUCAAAAUCAGAAAUUAUACAAAGAAGAAAUGUACUCUUCAAUGAUGAGAAAAAGAAACAAAGAGCCGCAAUUGGACGUAUCGAAAAAAUAGAAGUGAAAUAUUUAUCACCACAGGCGGAGGCAACAUUAGUGAUGAACAAAAAUAUUUCAACACCAUACGAUUGUACAAAACAUAUAUCAUCAAGUGUAUCAAAAGUUGCAGCAUUGGCAUUAGUUGAUGGUAAGCCAUGGGACAUGAAUGAACCUUUAAUCAAUGAUUGUGAAUUAAAAAUUUUAACAAUGACCACACCUGAAACAAAAGAAGUGAACAAUGCAUUUUGGCGAACUUGUUCACUUGUUCUUGGUUAUGUGGCAAAUUCUGCUUUUAAAGAUAAAAUUGAAUUGCAUUUACAUAGUUUUUUAUAUCCAAUUAUACAAAGUGGAAAUUUCACUUACGAUGUUCAUAUAAAUCUACCUGAAUGGAUACCAACGCAAGCUGAAUUAUUAGCAAUGUCUGCAUUAUUUAAAAAAGUUUCUGAAAAUCAAUGGAUUUGCGAAAGAUUAAAAGUAUCACCAAAUGUGGCAUUGGAUAUUUUUCAAGAUAAUCCAUUUAAAUUUAAACAAAUACCAAAUAUUGCCGAUAAAAAUGAUAAUAUGAUAACACUCUAUCGAAUAGGUGAUCAUAUUGAUAUUAGUAAAGGUCCAAUGGUGGGAAACACUGGAAUAAUAGGUCGCUGUUCAGUUACUGCUAUUCAUAAAUUAAAAUCACAAGAAGAUAGCAAAAAUUUAUAUCGUUUUCAAGGCGUUGCGAUACCAAGGGGUGUGAUGAUAAAUCAUUUUGCAUAUGGAAUAUUAGAAAACAGAGCUAAAACAUGGAAUCAUACAAGUUUGAAAUGGAAAUCAAAAUCAGAAUCACAUGACGAUGUUAAGCUAGAAGCUGCUGCAUUGCAAUAAAUUGGAUUUUCUUUAAAUAAGAUUGUGUAAAUAAAAUUUCAGUACUCAUUUCA
This is a messenger RNA of Leptopilina boulardi, 1288 nucleotides long. RefSeq names its product 39S ribosomal protein L39, mitochondrial (gene mRpL39). Gene Ontology annotation, cellular component: mitochondrion. The record is from RefSeq and is a predicted model, not a curated record. NCBI's taxonomy places the organism in Eukaryota, Metazoa, Arthropoda, Insecta, Hymenoptera, Figitidae. Gene Ontology annotation, molecular function: nucleotide binding; threonine-tRNA ligase activity. The transcript has 2 exons. Gene Ontology annotation, biological process: threonyl-tRNA aminoacylation. Bases 222 to 1235 code for a protein of 337 amino acids.